Messenger RNA from Rhinopithecus roxellana (golden snub-nosed monkey), 1569 nucleotides. RefSeq names its product tetratricopeptide repeat domain 29 (gene TTC29). The record is from RefSeq and is a predicted model, not a curated record. Lineage: Eukaryota; Metazoa; Chordata; Mammalia; Primates; Cercopithecidae. Gene Ontology annotation, molecular function: protein binding.
AUGAUUCAGAUGUUCACCGUAACCUUGGAAGACUGAACUCUGUGGAACAGUCUUCACAGCUCCUGUGAAUCCAAAAUGACCACCCUGCCCCCACUGCCCAUGACAUGCCCGAAGCUUACAGCCUUAGCCAGACAGAAGCUGCCUUGCUCCUCCAGAAAAAUUCCAAGGUCUCAAUUGAUCAAAGAAAAAGAAGACAUAGAUCAUUACCUAGAGGUGAAUUUCAAAGGAUUGUCAAAAGAGGAGGUUGCUGCUUAUAGGAACUCCUACAAGAAGAACAUCUGUGUGGACAUGCUGCGAGAUGGUUAUCAUAAGUCCUUCACCGAGCUCUUCGCUCUGAUGGAGCAGUGGGAUGCCCUGAGGGAGGCUGCGAGAGUCAGGUCCCUCUUCUGGCUGCAGAAGCCCCUGGAGGAGCAGCCUGAUAAACUGGAUUACUUCUACCAUUACCUGACCAGGGCUGAGGACGCUGAGAGAAAAGAAUCCUUCGAAGAUGUAUAUAACAACUUGUAUGCUCUGGCCUGUUACUUCAAUAACUCUGAAGACAAGUGGGUAAGGAACCACUUCUAUGAACGAUGUUUUAAGAUUGCUCAGCUGAUCAAAAUUGACUGUGGGAAGAAAGAAGCUGAGGCACACAUGCAUAUGGGUCUUCUCUACGAGGAAGAUGGUCAGCUUCUGGAAGCUGCUGAGCAUUAUGAAGCAUUCCAUCAAUUGACGCAGGGGCGGAUAUGGAAGGAUGAGACAGGCCGCUCUCUCAACUUGUUGGCCUGUGAGAGUCUCCUGAGGACUUACAGAUUACUCUCAGACAAAAUGCUGCAAAAUAAAGAAUACAAACAGGCCAUCAAAAUUCUAAUAAAAGCUUCUGAAAUAGCCAAAGAAGGAAGUGACAAAAAGAUGGAAGGGGAAGCCUCUUACUACUUGGGCUUAGCACACUUAGCUGCUGAGGAAUAUGAAACUGCAUUAACAGUCCUUGACACUUACUGUAAAAUCUCCACAGAACUGGAUGAUGAUCUCAGCCUGGGGAGAGCCUAUGAAGCCAUAGCCAAGGUCCUGCAGAGCCAAGGAGAUACGACAGAAGCAAUUAAAUACUUGAAAAAGUUUGUGAAAAUUGCAAGAAACAAUUUUCAAAGCCUAGAUUUUGUAAGAGCAAGUACAAUGCUUGGGGACAUCUACAAUGAAAAAGGAUACUACAACAAAGCUUCUGAAUGCUUUCAGCAAGCUUUUGACACAACAGUAGAGCUAAUGAGCAUGCCUCUGAUGGAUGAGACAAAAGUUCACUAUGGAAUAGCAAAAGCUCAUCAGAUGAUGCUUACAGUGAACAACUAUAUAGAGUCUGCAGAUCUCACCAGCCUCAACUACCUGCUGUCAUGGAAGGAGAGCAGAGGUGACAUUGAACCUGAUCCAGUUACUGAAGAGUUUCGAGGAUCCACGGUGGAAACUGUAUCUCAAAAAUCAGAACAUUUGGAAGAACUCAGUAGAUUUCCAGGUGAUCAAAAAAAUGAAACUUAAAGCAGCUUUUCACUUAACGUCAAAGCGAGAAGAAAUCCAUCAUGUCACCUUAGACUUCAAUACUUG